GCACUCAUCGUGCAGUUUCAGUGCGGCAUUCGGCGCAGGCGAACAGCACAUAACGAUAUCGAGACCCCAUAGCCACAGGCUACAGGCCACACACCACAGAGCACUGAGCACCGAGCACUGAGCACAGGCCGAGAUUGCGAUGGCGGGCCCACUCUUGUGGCAAAACUUCAAGGUGCUCGUCACCCGGUACCCGAUAAUGCGCGGCAUGAUAUCGUACAGCCUGAUCUGGCCCACGGGCAGCCUCAUCCAGCAAACAGUUGAGGGAAGGCGCUGGGGUGAGUCGGCAAACUUUCGAGCAGCUAGCUCUUCUGCUCAUCUUCAUUUUCAUCCUACAGGCACCUACGACUGGUGGCGCGUGUUCCGGUUCAGCAUGUACGGUGGCCUGUUCGUUGCUCCUACACUAUACGGAUGGGUCAAGGUUAGUGACCGCUUACCGCUUGCAUGCCCGUUUCGAUCCAAUCCCAAUGCUCUGCAGAUUUCCAGCGCCAUGUGGCCGCAGACAUCGUUGAGGACGGGGGUCAUCAAGGCGGCGGUGGAGACGAUCUCGUACACCCCCGGCGCGAUGACCUGCUUCUACUUUAUCAUGAGCCUCCUGGAGUCCAAGACGGUGGAGGAGGCGGUCGCCGAGGUCGGCAAGAAGUUCCUGCCCACGUACAAGGUGGCUCUAUCCGUGUGGCCACUGGUGGCCACCAUCAACUUUACUCUGAUCCCCGAGCGCAACCGGGUGCCUUUCAUCAGCGCGUGCAGCCUGUGCUGGACCUGCUUCCUGGCCUACAUGAAGCACCUGGAGCACCACGAGGUGGACGGGGCCAUUUGAUGGCCAUGGCCGAAUUUCUUAAACAGCAUUAAAUGAAAUAGUAGAUAGUAAACGAAUUGAAAUAAAUUAAAAUCUAAGAACGGUA
Messenger RNA from Drosophila yakuba, 902 nucleotides. Its product is annotated as protein sym1. The record is from RefSeq and is a predicted model, not a curated record. NCBI's taxonomy places the organism in Eukaryota, Metazoa, Arthropoda, Insecta, Diptera, Drosophilidae. Gene Ontology annotation, cellular component: membrane; cytoplasm. The transcript is spliced from 2 exons. The coding region runs from base 140 to 817 and encodes 225 amino acids.